AUGGAGGAGCUGGCCCGGGAGAGCAUCAGCCUGCUGGCCCGAUCGGCAUCUCAUGCGGACCCCCCGCGGCUCGGCUCGUUCGGUGCGGUGUUCAUCAUGCUGAAGUCUGCCCUGGGAGCCGGACUGCUCAAUUUCCCCUGGGCCUUUCAGAAGGCGGGGGGAGUCACCACUGCAGUCAGUGUGGAGCUGGUGUCUCUGGUUUUCCUCAUCAGCGGCCUGGUCGUCCUCGGCUAUGCGUCGUCUGUCAGCAGACAGAAGACGUAUCAGGACGUGGUGAGAGAAGUGUGUGGACGAGCCGUGGGGAAACUCUGUGAAGUCUGUUUCUGCUUCAACCUCUUCAUGAUAAGUGUUGCCUUCCUCGUGGUGGUCCAGGAUCAGCUGGAGAAAUUGUGUAUUUCUCUCUAUGAGACAGUUACGGGAUCGAGUGAGGCAGAAAUGCCCUACCACUGGUACACAGACCAACGAUUUGCCCUCUUCGUCAUGUGCCUUGUAAUCAUCCUACCACUGUCCAUCCCAAAAGAAAUCGGCAUCCAGAAAUACACGAGUGUGCUGGGGACGCUGGCUGCUACAUAUCUGUGUGUGGCAGUGACUGUAAAAUAUUACCUGAUGGACAGUCACGCAGUCAUAACUCCAGACCACAGCCAAAGUGUGAGUUCAUGGGCAUCGAUGUUUAGUGUUAUACCGACCAUUUGCUUUGGCUUUCAGUGCCAUGAAGCCUGUAUAGCAAUCUACAGCAGCAUGGAGAACCAGAAGAUCUCCCACUGGGUGGUCAUUUCUGUGCUCUCCAUGCUUUUCUGCUUGGUCAUUUACACACUAACUGGUGUGUAUGGCUUCUUGACAUUUGGACAAGACGUAGCCUCAGAUAUUUUGAUGUCAUAUCCAGGAAAUGAUGUGGUCAUGAUCGUUUCCAGGCUACUUUUCGGAAUAUCAAUUAUCACCAUCUACCCAAUUAUUCUUCUUCUCGGGAGGUCAGUCAUCCUGAACCUGAUGUUACGAGUUCGCAGACAUUACCGGGGAAUCGUCACUCAUUCGUUUGAGAAUCGCUGUAGAGUUGUUCUCACGGUGGCCUGGAUCACCUUCACGCUUCUCAUUGCCAUGUUUGUACCCGACAUGAGCGACGUCAUCAGCAUCAUCGGAGGAAUCAGCGCCUUCUUCAUCUUUAUAUUUCCUGGUCUUUGCUUAGUGUUCACCAUGCAAACUGAGAACAUCUCUUCAAGAGUCAGGGCGAUUUUAACAGCUUGGGGAGUCGUAACGAUUGUAGCUGGAGCAUUCAUCUUUGGACAGAGCACAACCCUCGCUGUCAUGGAGGUUUUCCGGAAAUUCUGAACUUUCAGAACUAGACAAGCUCCCUCUUUUUCUCUCAAGAGAGCUGAAUGUUGCAUUUUUAAAGGAGGUUUUUAGGGGUAUGUGUGACUCUUAUUUGACCGUCUGUGGCCUUAAUUUAGGUUGACAGUGUCUGAAUGGUUUCUUAUGUGAUGUGAUGAAUAUUGACUAUAAUAUCUGACUGCCUGGUGAAGUCCUGUAAUGGAGAGAAACAGACUUGUUUGAUUACAGGCAUUUAAUGAUUUUGUGUGAUUCAGCAGUGAAACAUCUGCAAUUUGUAAAAAUCUGUCUGAGCCCUUGUUUAUGUUUAAGCACUGCCAGGGGGCAGCAUUGCACCAUUUAGGAAGUGCCUCUCUCUGUUUAUUUUUCAUUCACAUGCUGUAUAUGCGGAACUGCAUAGUGACAACACAGAUAAGAUGAAGCUGUUUUCUUAUCAUGCUUAUUUUGGCCACAGCGAUAAUGGCUUGUCUGAGCCCGCUGAGCCUUUUCAGUAUAAACAGAUGGACUCAUUGUCCCUGAAAUGUACUUUUGCAUUUACAGGAUGAUAAACUGACUGAAGACUUGUUUUUUUCCUUUCUCUUAAGUGUUUGUUCCUUAUCUUGUCGCACCAUUUCUAAACUCCACACUGCCUUAAUCCCAGCGGCGAUAUAAAUCUGCUGCUUUCACUGAGCACAGGGUGAUGGCUGAGGUGUGCUGAAUAUAGCUGUUUAUUGUUUAUGGAUUUCAAGCUUAAAAGAGUAAUAGGAUGCUGCCUGGAAGCAUUCACAUGCUCACACACGUGUAUCAGUGCACAAGUGAGUAAUAGUUUACACUACAUCUGGAAAAUUGGGUGUUUUAUCUGAGUCUGGAGGCGUCUGAUUUAAAAGCAAAAUGAGC
Pelmatolapia mariae (spotted tilapia) is the source of this 2199-nucleotide messenger RNA. It is a transcript of the gene slc38a8b, whose product is annotated as solute carrier family 38 member 8b. NCBI's taxonomy places the organism in Eukaryota, Metazoa, Chordata, Actinopteri, Cichliformes, Cichlidae. The record is from RefSeq and is a predicted model, not a curated record. Gene Ontology annotation, molecular function: L-amino acid transmembrane transporter activity. The transcript is spliced from 10 exons. Bases 1 to 1326 code for a protein of 441 amino acids. Gene Ontology annotation, biological process: amino acid transmembrane transport.